Molecule: messenger RNA, 4812 nt
Organism: Carassius carassius (crucian carp)
Lineage: Eukaryota; Metazoa; Chordata; Actinopteri; Cypriniformes; Cyprinidae
Gene: abl2
Product: c-abl oncogene 2, non-receptor tyrosine kinase
Exons: 11
Coding region: 444-3983 (1179 amino acids)
Biological process (GO): protein phosphorylation; regulation of apoptotic process
Molecular function (GO): non-membrane spanning protein tyrosine kinase activity; ATP binding; protein binding
Source: RefSeq, a predicted model, not a curated record
CUGCGGUAAAGAUGGCGGCGGCGGAGGGGGCACGCAGCGGCUGGAGCAGAACGAAACGACCCCAGACGGGUCCGCUUUAAGAGAAACAGCGCUGGGAGCUGGAGCAUCGUACAUUCCCGUUUAACAGAACGGCUUAUCCGGUGCCGUUUGGUAGAAUUUAACGAUCAGACUGUACGUUGUUUGCUGUUAGGUGGUGGGUGGGUUCUCUCGAUCUCCCUCAUACACACACAUUACGUUACACAGACGGCUAAGCUAAGCUAACGGAGCUCGGUCCGGUCCGGUAGAGGAGGAAGCGAAGGGGUGACCAAGAAGUGGAAGACUAUCAUCCCGAACAGAACAGGCCGUCGUCCCGCGGGUCGUUCUUUGGGGGAUGUGAGGCGUCCAAACGGACGGCGGGUCUUUCCACGGAUCUGUGUUAUUUUCCCACCCAGAACUCUCGCAGGAUGGGACAACAGGUAGGCCGCGUGGGAGAAGGGGCUUCCGCUGGGAUCCAGACCCCACCGCAGGGGCAACAGCAGCAGGGUAGAUCGAACCGGCCCAGCAGCUCCGGGAGGAGACCCCGAGACGGCGGCGGCGGCAGCGGCAGCAACAUCACCGGGACUCCACCGGGCAGAACUGCCGCCGCUGCCGCUGCAGCGAACAUCACGCUGGAUCCAGGAAUCAAUGUUUUCACGCUGCAUUCAGAGGCCCUGCACAGGCCGUUUGGACUGGACUCGACGUCGCUGACGGAGGCGGUGCGCUGGAGCUCGAAGGAGAAUCUGCUGGGGGCUGCAGAGAGUGACCCCAACCUCUUUGUAGCGCUUUACGACUUUGUUGCCAGUGGUGACAACACACUGAGCAUCACAAAAGGAGAGAAGCUGCGAGUGUUGGGGUACAACCAGAAUGGCGAGUGGAGUGAAGUCCGGUCGAAGAAUGGCCAGGGUUGGGUGCCCAGUAACUACAUCACCCCCGUGAACAGUCUGGAGAAGCACAGCUGGUAUCAUGGGCCUGUGUCCCGCAGCGCCGCUGAGUACCUGCUCAGCAGCCUGAUCAACGGCAGCUUCCUAGUGAGAGAGAGCGAGAGCAGCCCUGGCCAGCUCUCCAUCUCCCUUCGCUAUGAGGGACGGGUCUAUCAUUACCGGAUCAACACUGCCUCUGAUGGAAAGGUCUAUGUAACAGCUGAAAGUCGUUUCAGCACAUUAGCUGAGCUGGUUCAUCAUCAUUCCACAGUGGCAGAUGGUCUGGUAACCACAUUACACUAUCCUGCUCCAAAAUGCAACAAACCAACCGUCUACGGCGUCUCCCCCAUCCACGACAAGUGGGAGAUGGAGCGCACCGACAUCACCAUGAAGCACAAGUUAGGCGGAGGCCAAUACGGAGAGGUGUACGUCGGAGUUUGGAAAAAGUACAACCUCACCGUAGCCGUAAAAACACUAAAGGAGGACACCAUGGAGGUUGAAGAGUUUCUGAAGGAAGCUGCAGUCAUGAAGGAGGUGAAACAUCCCAAUUUGGUACAAUUGCUAGGUGUGUGUACAUUGGAGCCUCCAUUCUAUAUAGUGACCGAGUACAUGCCACACGGGAACCUGCUGGACUAUCUGCGUGAGUGUGACCGGGAGCAGGUCAAUGCUGUGGUUUUGCUGUACAUGGCCACUCAGAUCUCCUCUGCCAUGGAGUAUCUGGAGAAGAAGAACUUCAUCCACAGGGACUUGGCAGCACGUAAUUGUUUGGUUGGAGAGAAUCAUGUGGUCAAGGUGGCUGAUUUUGGACUGAGCCGGCUGAUGACAGGUGACACCUACACCGCUCAUGCUGGGGCCAAAUUCCCCAUCAAAUGGACCGCGCCAGAGAGUCUGGCCUAUAACACCUUCUCCAUCAAAUCAGAUGUGUGGGCAUUUGGAGUUUUGCUCUGGGAGAUUGCCACAUAUGGCAUGUCUCCAUACCCAGGAAUCGACCUGUCUCAGGUGUACGAUCUGCUGGAGAAGGGCUACCGCAUGGAGCAGCCCGAGGGCUGUCCACCUAAAGUCUAUGAGCUCAUGAGAGCCUGCUGGCAGUGGAGUCCACUAGAUAGACCCUCAUUUGCUGAGAUUCACCAGGCCUUUGAGACCAUGUUCCAUGACUCGAGCAUCUCAGAAGAGGUCGCCGAAGAGCUGUGUAAAACCGCAUCUGGUGGGCAAGGUGGGCUCACACACACCUUUGGCCACGAUAUGCCACUCUUGCCUUCAAAGUCUCGUGGGCAGAAGAAACACUCUGAGAACAAAGAGAAUAUGGAGGAGGCAGGACCUCACGGCCCUGCAGGUCUUGCAGCAUCCCUUUUUUUGGGUGAUGGACGCUCCAGCAGCUCUCCUGCCCUACCACGGAAACGGAGGGAUAAGUCUCCUUCUAACCUGCUGGAGGACUCCCAAGACACUACCUUCACCCGAGACCGCAAGGCUGGCUUCUUCAGUUCCUUCAUGAAGAAGAAGUCCAUGUCUUCCUCUUCUACUUCAUCCUCACCUCAGCAGCAACAGAAUCUCCCUAUGCCUCCCAAGAGGAGCAGCUCUUUCCGGGAGAUGGAGACCCAGCCCCAUAAAAAGUAUGAGCCCACGGCUGGGUUUGCAGGCCCUCCUCCUCCAUUGCCCCAAACUGAUGGGUUGAAUUUUUCUCCAUCUCAUGCAGAGGGCAACCACGUGCAGUCCCGCUGUUGUGGGGCCACAUUUGGACAAAAACCCUCAAGUUCAAACUCUGGAGCAACUUCUGGUCAAGUGGGAAGCAGUAGUAGUUGGGGAAGCCUUGCAGGCUUCUUUACCCCUCGCCUUAUCAAAAAGACCCUGGGUUUGCGGACUGGUAAACCUUCUGGAAUAGACGAAGGAAGUGGAACCAAGCCAUUCCCUCGUUCCAAUUCCACUUCCUCUAUGUCUGCCGGGUUGCCGGACUUAGAGCGGAUGGCGCUGACAUUACCAAGAAACCGAAGCAAACCCCCAUUAGAACGUACAACUUCCACCACCUCACAGCCAGAGAAUGGGGCAGCACGACCUUCAGAUGCAAUCCUGAGGAAGCUUGACGAAGGUACGGCUCAGAUACGAGAUCGUCCCAAAGCCAAACUCUUGCCACGAGGGGUCGCAGGUGGAGUUAGGGCACCGGGUGUAGGGGGAGAGGCAAAUUCAGAGUCCAACACACGAGGAAAAGAUGGGCAAGAUGACAGGCAAGGCUGGUCAUCUCCAUCGAAAACCUCCACUCUUGUUUCGGUCAAUCUGCACAACCACAAAGUUCCAGUGCUGAUCUCCCCAACCCUAAAGCACAGCUCAGCUGAUGUACACCUAGUCGGUGUGGACUCUCAGGGCAACCGCUUUAAACUGCUGUCCGACAGUGGCGAUCGUGACCGACCUCGACUGGUGAAGCCUAAAUGUGCACCUCCUCCACCGCCCAUGCUCCGCUCCCUCCAACACUCCUACAGUGCUGAUUCAGCUGACGAAGUUGUCAGUGGAAACAUUGAGGUCAAUGGAGAUGCCGUCAAAAGGACAGGAAGAGAAGCCAGAGGAGCACGUCCAUCAAUACCACCACCACAAGUGCCUCCAGCCCCCAUAGUCCCCUCUAUCAACAACAACACCCAAACUAAGAUGGCCAACGGUGCUUCCAGUGGUGGACCUGGCCCUACUUCCGCCAAACCCACCCUUAGACGGACUCGGCAGCAGACAGAACGAAUCCCACUGGAGAAGAUCAGCAAGGAGGCUCUUUUGGAAUGUGCCGAAUGUUUGAGUAGUGCUCUUCAAGGCAACACCGAGCUUUCCUCAAGCAGCCAGGUCCUGGAUGUGGGACACCAACUUUUGGACUACUGCUCGGGGUAUGUCGAUUGCAUCCCCCAGACACGUAAUAAAUUUGCCUUUCGUGAGGCAGUGGGGAAACUGGAGUUGAGUCUACAGGAGCUGCGCGCUUCCUCUACAGGUGGGGGAGUGGGACCUGGGACCAGCCCGGCUCUUGACAACUUGCACACGUGCAUUAAAGAGAUCAGUGAUGUUGUGCAAAGGUAGCCACUGUGUCCACCUCCAAAACUCCUCCUCCUGUACUCCUUGAGACUUUGGGUAUCAGAAUCAAUUUAGUUUUAUUUAAGUUUUGGGGGACAGAGAGUAUUCUCUAAGAAGUACCUCAGAAAAUUACUACAAACAGUCUCUCUAACUUUUUAUUGUUUACAGGUGACUUUCUCCUUGAAAUUGCCAGGUGGGAACAGAGUUCUUUGUAUAUAAGCUUUUUGUCACUACCAAAAUACACAGUUUUGUUUUUGACAAAUUAAUAUUUACAGUUUUAUCUUUGUAUGACUGAAUCAAUUUUCACAAAUACAGGGGUUGCACAGGUUAAUGUGAACCGACUACAAAUUAACUGGUCCACUUAUCACGCAUUUUACGGAUUUCCUUUUGCUUUUUCGAUAUUUCACUUGCAUUAGUUCCAUGGUAACUGGAUUUUGCAUCAGAUUGUCAAUGCAAACAUACAAAUCCCAAACAGUUAUGGCAUAAAUUGAACUUAAACAAUAUUGUUCGUUCUGAAACUGCAGUAGUAAUGAAUUUGGAUUGCAAACACUGCUCUGUCUCAUAUUAGACACUAAAACUGCUUCUGACAACAUCCCAUACUGUCUUUUUUUUUUAUUUGACCACACUUGAUUGGUCCAUUUGAUGACCAUUCAUAAUUUCUGUAAUUAGUCUUUAUUUUGACAUGGUCCAUGCAUUAUUGUUGCUAGCAGUAAUUGGCUGUGGCAUAGUUGAAAUGGUGUUGGGUCUGUCACCACAUGGAUCAUAUUCGGCCUUUUAUAUCUGUGGCCUUUAGAUAAUGCCCCCGUCAGCCAGAUGGCACAAAUCUACAGUCUGA